UAUAAACUAAAUUUAGACUGGUCGUAUUUUAGCCUUAAUAUCGGUCAUGGUUUUGUUCGAAUGCCAGCGUAUAUAUAUGUGGCGCAUUAUGUUUCUGAUGCUUUACAACCUCACAUUGGUGCAUUUACUUUCCAGAACCAUGAGGUUACUUCAGAUCUCUCCAAUCCACUGGAAAGGAUUGUUAGUCCUUUUUGCUAUUGGUUUCAUUACUCAGUUCUUGGGCAGGCAUCUACAGAAAAGUUCCCCUCAGACCUUCACUGUACAGCGCCUACUCUUCUCACCCUCAACAUCAAAUUGUCAGCCAAAGUCUCACAUAGUGUUCCUGAAGACCCAUAAGACCGCCGGUAGCACCGUACUGAAUAUGUUAAACCGAUAUGGGGACAGGAACUCACUAACAUUUGCUCUACCCCAGAAGUAUCAGUUCAGUUACCCCAACCUGUUCAACUCUAACAUGGUGAAAGGAUACGAUGAAGUCAACAAGUCAACGUAUGAUAUCUUGUGCCACCACUUGCGCUUCAACCUCCCGGAGGUCAGGAAGCUCAUGCCUGCAGAUUCCUUCUACUUCACAAUUCUACGGGAUCCAGCCACCUUGGCAGAGUCUUCUUUCUCUUAUUAUCACUCAGUGUCAUCUGUCUUUAAGAAAGCCCCCAACUUAACAGAGUUUAUAGCUCACCCUUUAUACUACUACAAACCAGGGGAGAAAGGAAACCAACAUGCACGCAACUUUCAGUGGUUUGACCUAGGACUGGACCCUGACACUCCAUUCAAUGAAUCUCUGGCCAGAGCAGACGUCAAGGAGAUAAAGAGGGUUUUCAACCUAGUUCUACUCUCAGAGUAUUUUGAUGAAUCCAUGGUCCUUCUGAAGGAAGAACUCUGCUGGGAUCUUGAUGACGUUGUGAACUUUAAGCAGAAUAGCCGUGAGUCUUCCACACCACUGGAUAAAAGAGAGAAAGAUAUGUUACGAGCUUGGAAUGCCCUAGACUGGUAUCUUUAUGUCUACUUCAACCGUACCUUCUGGGAGAAAGUAGAGAAAUUUGGGAGAGAGAAGAUGGACAUUGAAGUUAGUAGGUUGAGAGAAAGAAGACAACAGCUAGCUGAGAUAUGUUUGGAGGGGUUGGAUCCUGUAAGAGGGAAUGAAAUCAAUGAAAAGGGUAUUAAGCCAUUUCAGUUUGGGCAGGAGAAGAUCAUGGGGUGGGUGGUGAAAAUGGACCUUGAGCCCAACACUCGGGCAUGGUGUGUUCAAAUGGUAAUUCCUGAACUGCGAUACAAGGACAUCUUGGAGGCAAAGCAGUUUCCUGGAAGUGUAAGAAAUGGGUCUAAGCCAGCGGGGACUACAGUGAAACUUUUAGGGUCCUAGAUGUUUCAUUUUAGGUGAAAAAUUGCAAUCAAGCUAGGUUUUCAGAAUACUGGUGUGAUUAUUGUUGGGUUCAUUGAACAUGAGACCCAUAAGACUUAUACAAGGACAAUAUUUCAAGGUGACUGUCCUUCAUGCUGCACUCCUUUCACAUGAAUAUGAUUCAACUUUA
Molecule: messenger RNA, 1526 nt
Organism: Xenopus laevis (African clawed frog)
Lineage: Eukaryota; Metazoa; Chordata; Amphibia; Anura; Pipidae
Gene: gal3st4.3.L
Product: galactose-3-O-sulfotransferase 4, gene 3 L homeolog
Exons: 3
Coding region: 47-1357 (436 amino acids)
Biological process (GO): glycolipid biosynthetic process
Cellular component (GO): membrane; Golgi membrane
Molecular function (GO): galactose 3-O-sulfotransferase activity; galactosylceramide sulfotransferase activity; sulfotransferase activity
Source: RefSeq, a predicted model, not a curated record